Olea europaea var. sylvestris is the source of this 2444-nucleotide messenger RNA. RefSeq lists its product as uncharacterized. The coding region runs from base 861 to 2255 and encodes 464 amino acids. Lineage: Eukaryota; Viridiplantae; Streptophyta; Magnoliopsida; Lamiales; Oleaceae. The transcript has a single exon. The record is from RefSeq and is a predicted model, not a curated record.
AUUUUUGACCCGACUCGUCGACAUCUAUUCCCACACCCCCCUUCCUAUAAAUUCAUGAUUCCGCCCUUUAUUCGUACUACAUCCAGAAUACGGACGAAUGAAUUUUUUCUUUGUAAUGAAUGCUUUCUCUCUCUGAAUUGCUCAUGAAACCAUGUAUAUAUUUAUACAUUUACGACUAAAGUUCUUGCGAUUUUGAUCUGAUAGUUAUUUGUUGAAGGGUGAUAGACUAGAGAGAAGAUGAGGAUUUUUAGGACCGUUAAUUCUUCAGAGUUCCCAAAUCGGUCUGGAUUCUUGGUUGUUGAAGCUUGUCCCAAAAGGUAUUCUUCCAAAAUCCCCUCUAAUUUGGUUCUGUUCCUUGGCCUUGGAUUCAUAGAUUGGUAGCUCUCAUCCAACUCGUAUUAUAUCUCAAUAUUGAUUACGAAAUACUGAGGUGGGAGAUUCUGUUGCUGAAUAUAUCUUUCAAUUAGGAACUUGUGUUAAAAAGACAGGAUUUUACGGUCCGAUUUACGGUCUCCCACCUGUCUUUGGAGGAAUGAAGAGAUUCCUGGGUUAUGUUUAGAUAUUGUCUUCUUCUAGCUUUCUCUUGCUCUUCUUGAUAUAAUUUAUUGCCCUUCGUCCCUGUUCUUGUUCUUGAUUUGGGAAGUAAUUGGGUCCAUGCAUUUGUUUUCCUUUUGACCUAGGAUUUUUAGAUUUUAGUUUUUUUGGAAACAUUAAGGUUAGGAUGAAUAAAUUUAGGGUUUUGAUGGAGGGUUUAGGGUUGUAGCUUGGAUUGAGAUGAUGAAGGUGUCUAUAAAGAUUAGUUGUUUGUCAAAAUAAUUUGAGGAGGAACAAUAUUCCAAGACCCUGGAAUAGUUUGUCAGAUGGAAGAAACUCUUGUCACAGCUUUGGAAAUGGAGAAUCGUCAACCUUCAACCCUCUUGUCCAUGUAUUUAAGUGGCUCAGCAUGUGAAGAAUCAGAUCUUGAGAUGAAUCCCCAAGUUGUUUUAACUCGUCCACCGGAUAUCAAUUUACCCCCUUUAACUGAGCAAGCACCCCCUCCACAAUCUUGGAACUCUGAAAAGUGUGAUAUUCUUGAUGUUGGACUAGGUUCUCAAAUUUAUGAGAGUGAAAGUUUUCCGAGUGUGCCCAAGGUUGGGAAGAAAUGUGGUAAAAGAAUUGAUAAUGUUUGGGGUGCAUGGUUCUUCUUCAACUUUUACUUUAAGCCAGUCCUGAAUGAGAAAUCAAAGGCGAAGAACAUGCUUGACAGUAACGGAGUUUCUGGGUUUGAUAAAUCUGAUCUUGAGCUCGAAGUUUUUAUGGUUCAACAUGAUAUGGAAAAUAUUUACAUGUGGGUUUUCAAGGAAAAACCCGAGAAUGCUCUAGGUAAGAUGCAACUGCAGAGUUAUAUGAAUGGGUUUUCUCGUCAAGGGGAUCGACCCUUCCCAUUUAGUGUUGAUAAAAGUUUUGUUCGAUCCCACAGGAUGCAACGUAAGCAUUACAGGGGACUGUCUAACCCUCAAUGUGUUCAUGGGAUUGAGGUUGUUCCUUCACCCAAUCUCAUGGAUGUUAAUGAAGAUGACCUCAGAAGAUGGGCAGAACUCACGGGUAGGGACCCAAAGUUCACCAUACCACCUGAAGCAAUCGACUACAGUUCAUGGAGAAAUCAGCCAGCUAACCAUAGCAAUGGUGAUCUGAUUGAUCUGUCACCCAUUGGCAGCAAGAGAAAGAAGGAUUUCAUCUCAAGUGGAAACGAAGAUGAUUGUUAUGUCGCAGUAAGUGCACCUUCAGAUCAAAUCUUUGAUAUUGAAAUUCGUUCUAACAAACCACGCUGGCUGAAGGAAUUCAGUGGGGUGCUCGGGAAUGUUUAUGGACCGGUAACAGCUGCCAAAACAAUCUAUGAAGAUAAAGAAGGUUUUCUGAUAGUAAUCAGCUUGCCGUUUGUAGAUCUUCAGAGAAUUAAAGUUUCAUGGAGGAACACGCUCACUCAUGGACUUAUCAAGGUGUCCUGUACAAGUUUGUCCGGCACACCAUUUCUCAAGAGACAAAACAGGACUUUCAAGCUUACAGAUCCAUCUCCAGAGCACUGCCCGCAGGGAGAGUUUGUUAGAGAAAUCCCACUUUCUACCCGAAUUCCAGAAGAUGCUAAUAUAGAAGCAUACUAUGAUGGGCCACAAACAAUACUCGAGAUUUUGGUGCCAAAACUCCGCGAGGGACCAGAAGAACAUGAAGUUCGUGUUUCCCUUCGUCCCAACCCGGGAACAACAAUCUUAUGUUGACCUAGGACUUGUUUGGUGAAAUGCAAGGUUUAUUGGGGUUAUGGAUGUUGUUUCAUUGUUCAAUGUUGUAAUACAUGAAACAUAAUAUGCAUCAGAUGUUAACUGUUUUAUUCUGUUUUUGAGCGCUAAUAAAUGUGGAGAGGAAAAAAGAAUGUUAAUAAACAUAUGUUAGCUAUCUUUAGUAUUUAA